UGGCUCAAGUUGCUACCAACCGGGGACUACCGUGUUCUUCCGCCGCCAUCCUCCAUCCGUAAGCAGACAACUUCAGAAACCCACAAUUCAAACAUGAGCUUCACAGUCGAGGAGAGGGGAAACGCGAACUCUCUCAGCUACCGCUUGUUCUUUAAAAAUGCGGAAGGAAAGUACAUCUCCCCAUUCCAUGACAUACCAAUAUAUGCUGACGAAAGCCAGAAUAUCUUCCACAUGGUUGUUGAAGUACCCAGAUGGACAAAUGCAAAGAUGGAGAUUGCUACAAAAGACAUCCUAAAUCCAAUAAAGCAGGACGUGAAGAAGGGGAAGUUGCGCUACGUGGCUAAUGUUUUUCCUCACAAAGGCUACAUAUGGAACUACGGAGCAAUCCCUCAGACAUGGGAGGAUCCUGCCCAUAAGGAUGGAGACACUGGCUGCUGCGGCGACAACGAUCCCAUUGAUGUCUGUGAAAUUGGAAGCAGGGUGUGCACCCGAGGAGAGGUCAUCAAGGUGAAGGUGCUCGGUAUCUUGGCCAUGAUUGAUGAGGGAGAAACUGAUUGGAAAGUGAUUGCGAUCAAUGUAGAGGACCCCGAAGCCAAGGACUUCAACAACAUCAGCGAUGUCCAGCGCCUGAAACCUGGUUAUCUGGAGGCCACGGUGGACUGGUUCAGGAGGUACAAAGUGCCAGAUGGGAAACCAGAGAACCGCUUUGCUUUCCACGAGGAGUUCAAGGACAAGGACUUUGCCAUUGAAGUGAUCAAGAGCACUCACAACUUCUGGAAAGCCCUCAUUGGCCAGCAGACUAAAGCUGGUGAACUAAACUGCAAAAACACGUGUGUCUCAUCUGGUGACAGUCCGUACUGUUGCUCAGCAGACGAGGCCAAAGCUGCUGUUGGUGACACAUGUCCCUGUGGAAAAGGAGACCCUAUCCCACCAUCAGUCGAUAAAUGGUUCUACUAUGAGAGGAAGUGAUCCUGGAGCUGACUGGUUUCACGAACAAAAAUGAUAAUCUGACAGUUUUACUAAAAGAUGAAUUUAAAUUUGUCUCCAGUGGGAAUGCUGGGAAGUUGGGUGUAGGACCUUUGUCUAUCUGUAGAUGGAGUGCUAGUGGUUAGAUACUGACUCAAAAGAUUUCAUCAUGUCAUGAAAACCAACUUUUUUCUUAAUUUAAACAAAGAUCUCUGUGGAGAUGUGCUGUCUGAUGAUGUACUGACAAUGUGCCUCAUAGAACUGUGUAAUGCUGUAUGAUGCUGACAUGCUUUAAUAAAGCCUAUCUGCUUAAUGUA
Molecule: messenger RNA, 1283 nt
Organism: Gambusia affinis (western mosquitofish)
Lineage: Eukaryota; Metazoa; Chordata; Actinopteri; Cyprinodontiformes; Poeciliidae
Gene: ppa1b
Product: inorganic pyrophosphatase 1b
Exons: 11
Coding region: 94-969 (291 amino acids)
Biological process (GO): phosphate-containing compound metabolic process
Cellular component (GO): cytoplasm
Molecular function (GO): inorganic diphosphate phosphatase activity; magnesium ion binding
Source: RefSeq, a predicted model, not a curated record